AGCCGGGGUGAAGAAGACAUGAAAGACAAGAGGUUUAGGGAAGGAGUGCUGCCCGCACGCGCGGGCGCGGCGCUCUCCACCAUCUCCGCGAGAUGAUUUCCCUCGUGCGCCGCCGCCGCCUCGCCCUCCCGUUCUCCACCCUCCACACGGCAGUCCCCGCCGCGGCGGACCCGCCGCCUUCUCCUCUCGACGCCACGGCGGUGCUCGAGACGCUCUCCCUCUACUCCAACGACUGGCGCCGCGCGCUGGAGUUCUUCCAGUGGUCAGCCUCCCCCGCGGGCGCUAGCGUGCCACCGACCCCGGCCACCGUCGCUCGUGUGGUUGACAUCCUCGGGAAGCACUUCGAGUUCCCGCUCGCCACUUCCCUCCUCGUCUCCCACCACGACCCGGCGCGCGGAGACCCCUCCUUCCUCCGCCCCGCCCUGCGCUCCCUCCUCAACCGCCUCGCCGCCGCCAACCUCAUCGACGACGCUGUCCGCGCGUUCGAUUCCACCGCUGAUUCCAUCGGCUUGCGGGACGAGGCCUCCUUCCACGCCCUCGUCGACGCGCUCUGUGACCACCGCCGCGUCGACGAGGCCCAUCACCUAUGCCUAGGCAAGGAGCAGCCGCCGUUCUCACCAGUAACGAAGACCUACAACUUGCUUCUCCGGGGUUGGGCUAAGACCCGCGCCUGGGCGCGUCUCCGCCAUCUCUGGUUCGACAUGGAUAGCCGCGGUGUUGCCAAGGACCUCCACUCAUAUUCCAUCUACAUGGAUGCCCUUGCUAAGUCAGGCAAACCGUGGAAGGCCAUCAAGGUGUUCAAGGAGAUGAAGCAGAAAGGCAUGACGAUCGAUGUUGUUGCAUAUAAUACUGCAAUCCACGCAGUUGGGUUCGCACAGGGAGUUGAUUUCGCCAUUCGGUUGUACAGGCAGAUGGUCGAUGCUGGUUGCAAGCCAAAUGUUUCCACUUUUAAUACGAUUGUUAAACUAUUGUGCAAGGAAGGAAGAUUCAAGGAAGGGUAUGCAUUUGUUCAGAAUAUGCACAGGUCUGGGAUUGAGCCUAAUGUGCUCACUUACCAUUGCUUCUUCCAGUAUUUGAGCCGCCCUCAGGAGGUCCUCAGACUGUUUGAGAAAAUGUUCGAGAGGGGUUGCCGGCCAAGGAUGGACACAUAUGUGAUGCUAAUCAAGAGAUUUGGGCGGUGGGGGUUCCUUCGACCGGUGUUUAUUGUGUGGAAAGCAAUGGAAGAGCAAGGACUCAGCCCAGAUGCAUUUGCUUACAAUGCCCUUAUUGAUGCAUUGCUGCAGAAGGGAAUGGUGGACUUAGCUAGAAAGUAUGAUGAAGAGAUGCUUGCAAAGGGACUUUCACCCAAACCAAGGAAGGAGUUGGGGACUAAGCUGCCAGGAGCAGAGUCUGACAGUGAUAAUGCAUUGGGUGGUGUACUUUGAAUACUGAAAGCUAGACAUGAAGAGUGGUAUUAUCAUUUCUGUUUACUGCUAGACUAAUGUAGGCUGAUUUCAACAAUGAUAAGAUGAUUCCCAUUCUUCCUAAAGAUUAGCUGUGUUAUGUUCAAAACUUGAAAGAGAGAGAUUUUGUGUACAUGGGCUUAAACAUUGGAGUAACUGAUAAAAUGGAUAGUGUUGCAUUUACUGUCAACUAUUGCACAAGUGUUCACAGAGAUAACAUGUGAAAGAGGAAGCUCUACACCCUGAUAUUCUUCCAGACAGUGUGCAUUGUUGUCUUUCUGCAAAAGCAUUCAUGGACAUGGACACAUGGUCAUAUACUCAUAUGUGCAAGAAUUAUGAUGGUAUCCUCACUAAUGGGAUGAUUUCUCUGUUGCCCAAGUUGAGGAUAGAGAUAGACCUGGGAAGUGGGCACUAGGAUGAAUUCUGAGCUAUUGCUACUCACAGUUAUCAUAUGAUUAUUCUGGCCAAUUUAUAUGAUGACAUGCUGAUGUUUCUCAAGGUAGAGAACCUUGUCUCAGGGACAAUCAAUAAAAAGAAUUACGUUGAACUGAAAUGAAAUCAGUGGCAGUGGUAGCUCUCAUCUUUGCAGUUUCCACUUGGUUGCUAUCUGAGAAAAAAGAAUGAUAUUAAGGACAUCUGAUGUCAUGAGUCAUAACUAUAGGUUAGAACAGUAGCAUCUCUUGCAUAUAAGAUCUAUGAUUUAUUCAUACAAAUUGCAGGUAAACAACGGAUACAAUACUGAAGUCUUCUUGAUUGUUGAUUCCAGUACUAUCCUAUGCAAGAACUGUUGUGACAUCAUGAAUAGUAUAUUGAGUUAUUAUUCACUCGAUGAUCUUUCUACUGGCCCUUGAUAUGGUAGAGCUUGAAUUUGUGCCAGCUUGAAACAGAACUUAAAAGUGAAAACUCUUUAUUCCUCUGCAGUUUCUCUGUUACUCUAUGUCCAGCUAGGAAAAUUUACAUGAAGAAGGAUUCCCGUGUUGCUUGUUUGCCUGUUGCAACAUUUGGAACAAUUUAACCUAAAUAUUCCAGUGCAGGGAGCAUAAGAAAGCAGGCGCUUGAGGAGUGACAUCAACAGAUCUACGGACAGUGGAAAGAUCAUGACUUUGCUAGGAGGAUACUGGACACUGAUAAUUAAUUCUUGGUGCUGCAGCUUCCGAAGUUGAUGGGCUUUACAAUCUAUAGCUUGGUUUUCAAGCUGCAUGGAGGAUUCACGAAUAGUUCAGGAGCAAUGAAGCUACAGCCUGCAAGAGAAGAUGCAUACUACCAGUGCCCAUACUUCCCCUAGCUUCAGUAUCCUUUUGUCGUUUGUAGUCUGUACCUUCUGCUGGGGCUUUAUCAUGGCAACGGGAUGUUCCAGUCUUUAGCUGCCGAAAACCUGUCAGUUGGAGCCAGGUGCUCACCUGCCCUUAAUGGCUUAAUACCUCUGCUUUGUGCAGCAACUCUCAACUGUGACACCAAUACCUGUCUUCUGUUCCCAUAGCAACCGGGUCCGGGUAUACACCUUCUAAUCGAACAGAGAAUGAUCUGUGUAUAUGAUCAUUAAUGCUUGCCCAGAGCCCCCAGACACAGGAGUGGCAGCUACAAAUGUAAGACCAUGCUUGCUGCUGCAACAUUGAUCUCUCUCAUAAUGUGAAAGAAGCAAGUAGGCCUGACGAUAUAUCAACCAUGU
Molecule: messenger RNA, 3111 nt
Organism: Oryza brachyantha (malo sina)
Lineage: Eukaryota; Viridiplantae; Streptophyta; Magnoliopsida; Poales; Poaceae
Product: pentatricopeptide repeat-containing protein At1g80550, mitochondrial
Exons: 2
Coding region: 93-1424 (443 amino acids)
Molecular function (GO): protein binding
Source: RefSeq, a predicted model, not a curated record